AUGUCUUUGGCUAGUGAGAGAAUAUGGUUGUCUUGGCUUCAGCAGGCUAAUCGCAAUUCAAUUAGUCUAAAGAACGUCAGAUAUCGAAAUCAAGCUCCGAAGAUAUGGAAAGACCGCGUGGAACAGUUGAAUAGCAUGCCAGUGACAUCGCAGCAUGUACUGCGCGUCAAAGUUCUUCGAAAAGCCAAGAAUUGCCUAGCCAGUGUGCUUCCAAAUAUUCUACUUCAGGACAUCGCAAACGAGAAUAUCACUUUCAAGUUUUGCAGGAGACACGGGUUUCGAAACCAGCUACACUUGCCAGACACAGUAAGCAAUGAAGGGAAAAAUUUACGAAAAGUGGCAGAAGGUGCGGCGGAGAUUGAGAAUUGGGACGUGUUAUCCAGUUUGUUUAAAAAUAGGCUUGAUCGUUAUUACGGGCCCUACGAUGAAGAUUUUGAGAAAUUGUAUGGGGAUACUAUCGAUUUUGAGGCCAGCCGGCUUUGGUGUGUUAAUGAUGCGCCCUACCGAGAAAUAAGCUUAAGUGCUAAAAGCGACAGCGGUGAUAAUGUGGAAUUACGCAUCUAUUGGCCCCCUCUGCAGUACUCGGUCGGUUGUCGGGGGCUGGGCGCGUCUUCAUCCAAAUGUAAAGAGCUAGCAUGUAAGGGAAUAUCACAGCUCCAGAAUCCCGUCACGGGAGAGAAUAUGCCUAUACUUGAAUUUGAUCACGUUCCCGAAGGCUUUGAUGCCAUUGGUCUUCUUCCCUCAAAAUUUCAACGGCAUGCGAAGCUUUUUAAGACUCACUCUGUGGCUCAAGCUGUCCUACCCUUCCGCAGCUGUACAAGGUCAGAGAUGAAGCAUUUGGAAACCCUCUCAAAGGAUAAACUCAAACACCGCGCAAUCUCAAAGUCAGGUGUGAAAAAUCUGGGUCAUGAUCAGGAUACUUUCAAAAGCACCGUUUCAACCAUGGCAACAUUGUUAGGCGCGUUGAAAUCCGGCAGUCUAAAGACUAAGAAAGAGAAUAACAGGGGUCAGAUGUGUUCAACAGACAUAUUGAGGGCAACCAUUUUAUCUGGAAACAUCACAGACAGUCAACUGAGGGAAGAAUAUGCAAAGAUUUCUAUACUAUACUGCAUUUUUCAGCAUUUGCGCAGGCUUACAUUUAAUAGUAAACCCUCAAAUGAGCUUUCAGAUAAUGCUGUUUUUAAACCUUGGGAUACAACUAUCAUUCGGGAAUUGUUAGCCCUCAACGAUCUGCAAAAACCUGGGAGUGUCGACGAAAUGUUCGAAGUUAAGGGCAAAUUCGAUUCCUUCUUGAAGAAGCUCCAUGUAUAUAAUUGUAUCCUUGUCUCAGAGAUGAAAUCACAAGCAAAGAACACUAGCGGAAAUCGCAGAUACCGACAAUUAGGAAUGGUGAGUAUUCUCAACAAAGUGUUUGUCUCUUGUAAGUGGAUGACCGAAGUAUAUCCCAACUUGAGUUUUCACUUGCACCGGACGCUCGAGCCUAUAGGAUUUGCCAACACAGUUGGUUCGAAUGACACCGCAUCAGGCGACAGGGUGUUCUUGACCGUGGACUCUCUUUUGGAAAUGGAAUCUAUCGCUUACGAAGAGCUUUACAGACAACCCAAAGACUCAAGGGUAGCGGCGAGCGACUGGCUGCGGGACUUCAAAAUAGUGCUACUCACAGAAGAGAAUUUGAGUGCUGACACAAGAAGGGUUUUGCACUUUGCAACUAAAAUCAACACUCAGAUUUGCCGAGACUUGCGGGAGGUCAGCAAGGUAUCAUUUUCCGAAUGUAUUUCAAAAAAGCUCAUCGACGACAGCACGUAUUUGUACCUGUACAAGACAAAACUGAUGCCAGAGAACAGCAGCAAUCACGUCGACGAGGUUUUGGGUAAUCUUGCGCGAGAAGUAGCUUAG
Molecule: messenger RNA, 1896 nt
Organism: Lachancea fermentati
Lineage: Eukaryota; Fungi; Ascomycota; Saccharomycetes; Saccharomycetales; Saccharomycetaceae
Source: the annotation of a GenBank genome assembly